AUGGCCGACGUUACAAAAGGACAACAACAACUAAAACAUUUGUUUAAAGCAGCCAGGGAUGGAGAUGUGGAAGUUGCGCAGCAACUACUGAAGGCUGGAGCAGAUGUGGACAUGGCUGAUGAGUUCGGAGACACACCACUGUUCAUGGCAGCCCGGAAAGGACAUGUGGAAGUUGUGCAGCAGCUGCUGAAGGCUGGAGCAGAUGUGGACAAGGCUUCGCGGUUCGAAGACACACCGCUGUACAUGGCAGCCCAAAAAGGACAUGUUGAAAUUGUGCAGCAGCUGCUGAAGGCUGGAGCAGAUGCGGACAAGACUACGAGGUUUGGAGACACGCCACUGUUCAUGGCAGCCCGCAAUGGACAUGUGGAAGUUGUGCAGCAGCUGCUGAAGGCUGGAGCAGAUGUGAACAAGGCGGACCAGCAACGAAGUCUCUUUAGCCCGAUGGUACAUGUAAGUCCAUAUAUCACAGAUUAG
Molecule: messenger RNA, 474 nt
Organism: Branchiostoma floridae (Florida lancelet)
Lineage: Eukaryota; Metazoa; Chordata; Leptocardii; Amphioxiformes; Branchiostomatidae
Product: ankyrin repeat domain-containing protein 2-like
Exons: 5
Coding region: 1-474 (157 amino acids)
Cellular component (GO): cytoplasm; nucleus
Molecular function (GO): protein binding
Source: RefSeq, a predicted model, not a curated record